AACAUGUGAGACUGAAACACUGUGAUCAUUUCAGCUGUUUGUUUUAUCUUGAUGCUGUUUUUAUCUCUCUUUUUAAUAUUUAUUAAUCUGUGAGGUAAUGACGUCAUGCCGACGUUAAUGAAGCGUGGAUGCUGAUUGGUUGCUCAGGAAUCCGUUCAUUAGGAAGCUUGUAUUAUUUUAUCAUUGUACAGUGUAGACGGAAUGAUCAGUGUUAAUGUUGAUGUUCAGUGGCAGGAAGGUCCAGUAGCUGAUAUCUUUUUCCAUCAAGGUGCGGAAGAGGAAAUGACGAUACACUGCUUCUGUUCCAGAGCUUUUGUCAAUGACCGAGAGCUGUAUAGAUCGGAUCUGAAGUCUCUGCAGAAUCAGACACACGAUGGACCACGAGCAGUCUGUCAGGAGGAUGAUGAAGAUGAGGAUGAGGAGUCCAGCUGCUCUGAGGACGACGAGGACGACACAGUGGUGGAUGAAGAAACCCUGCUUAUGGUCAGUUUGGGGCUUCCUGUAGCGUUCACCAGCUCCUCGCUUCAGAAGAGAGCAAAUGGAUACAGAGCAAAGAAUAAGAACUGCACGAAGCCCAACGAUUAUUCUAAAAACUCACAGCUGGAGCUGGUGAUGGGCGAUGAGGAAGAAUGUGAGGAGGAAAAAUGUGAGGAGGAGGAGCGUCAGGAGGAGGAGCGUGAGGAGGAGGAAGUGAAGGCUGAUGUGGUCCAGACUUGCACAGAGCCGGAGUCUCACACUGAUCAUGCCUGGCUGCAGUACUGGAAUCUGCACGGAGAGAGCCUGCUGUGGACAAGCUGGGUGGAGAAACACGCCGAGUUCUCCAGCGCGUCUCCUCCAGCUCCAUGGGCGUGUCCUGAAUGGAGAGAAAAGUGGGAGGAGCAUGCUAAUCAGACAUAUGUAUAUUACUGGGAGCAGUUUAGCUACUGGGUAUCUCAGGGCUGGACUACAGAUGAGACGAUUAGUGCUGAUGCUGUUCGAGACGAGGAACCGUACGCUGAGGAACAGCAGCAUGAACAGCUGGAUGUGAUGGAACUGGAGAGGGAACGGGAUAAGUCUUCUGCUUGCUGUGAUCAGGUAUCAGGAGAACCGGAGAAGUUUCCGGAAAAGCCCACUGAUAUCACAGAGCUCGUUAGCAGUUUAAACUUGGAGACAGAGAAACGUGAGCGUUAUGAUAUUAAUAAAACUUUACACUGUACUUAUGCUAAUGAGCCCCAUGAUGGAGGAGACCGGGAAAGACCGGCUUCAUCGGGCAGCACCAGCACCGAGAAAAGCAGUGAAAAGCUGAGCUUCACUGAGCCGAAUAGAGAAAGCCAGCCAGCGAAGAGCGGCUCCAGGGAAGACGAUGGUGAUGAGGACAAGCCCCCAGAAAGAAAAGCAAAAACAAAAAGAAGUCAUGAACUAGACGUUGAUGAACUCGCUCAGAUGUCUGCUGAUGAAGCCUGGGAGACUCUGGGCCUCAAACGCGACCCUCAACACAAAUUUGUGAGUGUUUUAAAGUUCCGGAAAAUUCAGGAGGGAAGACCGAGAAAGGCUAAGUGGAGACAGAAGGCCACCGGCAAACUCAACAAGCACGUGUUCUUCACAGAGGACGGAGAGAUGGCUGAGCCCAAGAUCAACAAAACACUCAAAAAAGUGCAGAGUUUCCUCCAGAAGGUCCGAACUGAGAAUGACUCUGAGAAGACAGACGCACCGGCGCUGGACAGAACAGGAGACGGACACGGCGCUCCAAAUCUGCAGGAAUAUAAGGAGGAAAAGAUGGAGGAGUUUAGAGAAACUGCUCAGCUUGGAGAGCAUGGAGAAUGUGAAGAAUGCAGCAAGCCGCAGGUGAUAACCGAGCUGGAGCUGGAACCAAAACCACUAACAGAACCAGAGCUGGAAACUUCAGACGGUGAGGAACAGGAACACGGAAGGGAACUUGUGCCUCUAGAUAUCCCAGACUUCCUCCUUCCUGAUGUUCCACAAGAUGAAAAUGAAGCCGAUAACGAGACGCCUUUGAAGAAGAAAAAGAAGAAGGCAAGAAGGAGGAGGAGGAGGAGGAGGGAAGGGGGCGUGGACAUGCCUCCUGAGAUCGCAGCCGAGCCGGACCUGGCUAAGUACUGGGCUCAGCGGUAUCGACUGUUCUCUCGCUUCGAUGAGGGCAUUAAACUGGAUCACGAGGGCUGGUUUUCUGUCACGCCUGAGAAGAUCGCCGAGCACAUUGCUCAGAGAGUGCAGGUUGCAUCCCAGACUCUUGUUAUCGUUGAUGCCUUCUGCGGUGUGGGAGGAAACGCCAUCCAGUUCGCCCUGACUGGAAACACGGUGAUCGCUGUCGAUAUUGACCCGCUGCGAUUAUCACUCGCACAGCACAACGCCGCGGUGUACGGAGUUAGCCAACGGAUCGAUUUCAUCCAGGCGGAUUUCCUGCAGGUGGCGCCGCGGCUCCGGGCCGACGUUGUCUUCCUCAGCCCGCCGUGGGGUGGACCCGAGUACCUCAGCGCUGACGUCUUCAACAUCAAGACCAUGAUGAGCCCGGAUGGAUUUGAAAUAUUCAGGCUGGCCAAAAUGAUUUCAGAGAACAUUGUGUAUUUUCUCCCAAGGAAUGCAGAUAUGGAGCAGGUUGCGUCUCUCGCUGGUCCCGGUGGGAAAGUGGAAGUGGAGCAGAACUUCCUCAACAAUAAACUCAAAACCAUAACUGCAUAUUUCGGCAGUUUAAUCAAGUCAGAUUCAUAGUUGAACUUUUUUUAUUUAGUUUUAUUGACUAAUUACUGUUUUAGGAUGAACCAUUUCUUUGUGUGUCAUGUGACCUGUUUGCAUAUUUACUAUGUCAAGUUCAUGGUUUCUCGGCAGCCAUACAACCUGCAUAUUUGCUCCCAACUUUCCUAUUUUCAAAGUUGUUAAAAAUAUUAAAUACUAUAAAACCCUG
This is a messenger RNA of Neoarius graeffei (lesser salmon catfish), 2902 nucleotides long. It is a transcript of the gene tgs1, whose product is annotated as trimethylguanosine synthase 1. Gene Ontology annotation, biological process: 7-methylguanosine RNA capping; 7-methylguanosine cap hypermethylation. The record is from RefSeq and is a predicted model, not a curated record. Bases 202 to 2709 code for a protein of 835 amino acids. Gene Ontology annotation, molecular function: RNA cap trimethylguanosine synthase activity. The transcript has 14 exons. Gene Ontology annotation, cellular component: nucleus. Lineage: Eukaryota; Metazoa; Chordata; Actinopteri; Siluriformes; Ariidae.